AUGGCCCGAUAUAUCAGGCAUGGGUGGCUUCCCGCAGAUGAGGACCCAGACCCCUAUGUUCCGCGGCUGAUCCGUCAAGACCCACGGCUCCAUGCCAGACCAGUGAUGACCUUGCAUAACACCGUCACGAAUUGCUCCCUCUGGAAGUUCAAGGACAACAGCGUCCAGAUCGUCGGCAACAAGAGCGAGGAUCAAGCAAUUGCGGAGAAGUAUUUCAAGAUGAGGUUAACCGCUCUAUUGCAAACCCUGUUGUUGAUAUCCUCCGUGCGAGGCAUUGCCACUGAUUUUGUCGACAAGGCAAUACAAUUGAUGGAGGAGACUCCCCUUUUGGACACCCAUAUUGACCUGCCACAAAUCAUCCGCAGUCUACAUCGAAAACCACUCGACGCCAUUCCUCUCCUAAAUGGCUCUUUCCCAGGCCAUGUUGACAUCCCGAGGAUGAGGGAGGGACGCUUGGGAGGAGCCUUCUGGACCGUUUGGGCUCCGUGUUACGACGUAGUCGGAGAGGAUCCUGGUGCAGACUUCAACACUCCGACGAGCCAUGUGCGAGAUGCUCUGGAGAUGCUCGACAUCAUCCAGAACAUGAUCGCACGACAUCCCGAUGAUUUCCAAUACGCCAGGACAUCCGCCGAGGUUUGGGAUGCCUUCAACGCCGGCAAGAUCGCAAGUCUGAUCGGCAUGGAAGGGACCCAUGUGUUGGGCAACUCCCUCGGUGCACUUCGAAUCUUUGCACAACUGGGUGUCCGCUACCUCACUCUGACCCACACCUGCCAUAGCGCAUUCGCCUCGUCGUGUGGACCUGGUACGCCGAUGGACGUCGUACACGAAGGUGAUGGCUUGUCGGACCUGGGCAAAGAACUCAUCAAAGAGUUGAACCGUGUCGGUAUCAUGGUCGACCUGGCCCACACCACCGUCGCGACAAUGAGGCAAGCGAUCGAGCUCUCCGAGGCUCCCGUGGUCUGGACCCACGCAGGCGCACGAGCACUAUGGGAUCACCCACGGAACGUGCCUGACGAAAUCCUCAAAAUGAUCGGGGACGGCCCCGGACAGAAAGACGGCGUGAUCCAGUCUAUAUUCUUUCCGGCUUUCCUCGGACCCCAUCCGGGAGUCAACGUGUCACACGUCGCCAAUCACAUCGAGCACAUUGCUGGUAUCGUCGGCAAGAGUCGUGUUGGGAUCGCCUCCGAUUACGACGGGAUGUACCUCGUGCCGGAAGGGCUAGAAGAUGCUAGCAAAUACCCCAACAUUGUCGCAGAGCUUCUGUCUCGAGGCUGGACGGACGACGAGGUACGUGGUGCGCUGGGUGGCAAUCUGAUGAGAAUCAUGGACAAGGUGGACGAGGUUAGCGAGAAACUGAAAGAUCGACUACCGUCAUCUGCCAUCUGGGAGAAGAGAACCGACCUGCCAUCUCUGAAGUGGGGUGGUGGCGGUCAGCAUGUGUACUGGCCGACGGAUGUGAAGGCCAAGGUGGAAAAGAUGUAUUUGCGCCACGAUGAACUGUAAAAGGGGGAGCAUCUCAAGGGGGAAAGGAGGAUCGGGAUAGGUAUGCUCGACGUGGGCCUUGAUAUAUGGCUUGCCCAGAUGCGUACAACAGUUCAC
Molecule: messenger RNA, 1599 nt
Organism: Exophiala oligosperma
Lineage: Eukaryota; Fungi; Ascomycota; Eurotiomycetes; Chaetothyriales; Herpotrichiellaceae
Exons: 4
Coding region: 1-1503 (500 amino acids)
Biological process (GO): proteolysis
Molecular function (GO): metallodipeptidase activity
Source: RefSeq, a predicted model, not a curated record